Xyrauchen texanus (razorback sucker) is the source of this 3406-nucleotide messenger RNA. RefSeq names its product potassium channel, subfamily K, member 4a (gene kcnk4a). NCBI's taxonomy places the organism in Eukaryota, Metazoa, Chordata, Actinopteri, Cypriniformes, Catostomidae. Gene Ontology annotation, molecular function: potassium ion leak channel activity. Gene Ontology annotation, cellular component: membrane. The record is from RefSeq and is a predicted model, not a curated record. The transcript has 8 exons. The coding region runs from base 306 to 1931 and encodes 541 amino acids. Gene Ontology annotation, biological process: potassium ion transmembrane transport; stabilization of membrane potential.
GUUUCAAGUAGAGACUUGGGAAUGGGGAAAGACCUGAUGAGUGUAUGUAUACUCACACUUGUCUGCUGGAGACAGGGAACUCCUCAACGGCCACUCCAAACACAACUGCACAUCUUCAUUCCAUGCUGGGGUUUCUACACAAGUCAGUGAAAAAGGCUGUAUAUGGAAAGACAGAGAGAGAUAGAGAAAGAGAAGUGUACAGCAAAUAUCUGAUAUGGAGGAGAAUGAGAAAAUGGUUGGUUGGGAAAACCUGACGUCAUAAGCACAGGAGAAGCGUUUGACGUCAUACAGCGCUCAUCACAGCCAUGCGGAACUCAACGCUGUUGACGAUACUGGCAGCUGUGCUGCUGUAUUUGGUGUUGGGGGCUCUGGUAUUCGGCUGGCUCGAGUCCUACAAGGAGGAAUGUGCCCACCGCGAACUGCUAACCUCUCGAAUGGCUUUCCUACAGAACCACAGCUGCGUCACUGCUUACAGCCUGAGAGAGUUCACAGAGAAAGUGGUUGAUGCAAUUGAGGCAGGUGUGGAUCCCAGAAGCGCGUCAAAUUUCAGCAGCAGAUGGGAUCUCUCCAAUGCUUUCUUCUUCUGUGGGACCAUCAUCACUACCAUCGGAUUUGGAAACAUCUCCCCUAAGACCGAAGGUGGCCAGUUGUUCUGUAUAUUUUAUGCUCUGGUGGGGAUCCCCAUGUUUGGCAUACUGUUAGCAGGGGUUGGAGACCACCUGGGGACGCUGCUGCGAAGAGCAGUGGCAAAGAUAGAGACUCUAUUCCUGCGCAAGGGUGUGAAGCCCACCAGUGUUCGUAUAAUCUCUGCUGUCUUCUCCAUCCUGAUUGGCUGCUUAAUCUUCAUUGCUCUGCCGACCAUGGUGUUUCAGAAAGUAGAGAGCUGGAGUCUGUUGGAAGCAGGGUACUUUGUAGUGGUCACCCUGACAACGGUGGGCUUCGGGGACUAUGUGGCAGAGAACAGGAGAGAUGGCACGCCCCUGUACAAACCGUUGGUGUGGUUGUGGAUAGUGUUUGGUCUGGCGUACUUUGCGUCCAUCCUUACUAUGAUUGGGAACUGGCUCAGAGUGCUAUCCAAGAAGACACGUGCAGAGAUGGAGGAGCUGAGAGCUCAUGCCACAGAUUGGACCCAAAACAUCCAGAAUAUGUCCAUGGACUUCCGUAUUCCCGUACCGUUGGAUCUCAAUGAUCCCUUUCAGCUUCAACGGCGACGCAGAAGAAAACGCCACCGCCAUCACCGCCACCCAAGGGUGAGCACGGCUAGUCUGGCUCAUGGCAUCUCCCUAGAUGCCAUUGCUAUUCGAGAUAAUGGACAUCUGCUCGUCGGCUGGCCUGAAUCCAAGUAUAAUCCAUCAUCUGAUAUCCAGUCUGAAGCGAUGUCCCAGUCCAGGUCAUGGUCCAGAUUAGACGGGAGGUAUGAGAGGAGACAGCGAUCAAGGUUAACAGCAGGAUCUGCAGCUAGAUCCAUCUCACGGUUAGAUCUGAAACCACCGUCAAGACCCGUGUCCAGAGGCAUCUGCAGGUCUCCUUCAGGAUCAAGAUCGGGAUCAGUCUCUGGAUCCGAGACGCCUUCGAAAUCCUGGUCGGACUCCGAGUCAAAUUCCCGUAACUCAGAGGAGAUGGAAUCUGUAGCCGGGUCACAAAGGUCACUGGGAGGUGGGAAGGAUGUUCCUGUCGUCAUAGUUGCCAGCUGUACUUCGCCCCACCCCUCCCUGUUGGACUUCUUUGGCGAGAACCUGGCGUACAUUGAUGAGUCAUCAGACACUCUUAGUGAUCGAGUCAAACCAGCAGGAUCGAACCGUCCUCACAAGCCAAAGAGGAGAAGUAUGAGGAGACAGAUCUCGCACUUGCAUCCUACUGGGCUACAGAGGGAGAUCAGUAGUGAACUACAACCCAGAUCACAACCUCCAACACCUCCACCUAAUAACUGAUAGAAAUCAGCAUGCGACCAAGGAUUUUUAGUAUCCUGAAGCUAAUUCACAAUAAGGCUAGGCGAUAAAUUGAAUAUUCAUUAUAUAAUAUUGACGAUUUUUCUGACAAUAUAAAAUUGUGCAAUGUCGUGAAUAUCACCAUGAUUUUAAUGUGCUUUUUAUUUGUCCUUUAAGUUGCAUAAAGAGCAUAUCAGUAGACUAAUUUCACAAUCCUUCAGGGCUGCAUAACUAAUCAAAAUAAUGCCAAAAUGGCGAUGUGGUCAUAUGAGAUUAUUAAUCUGCAAAAUACUGUGAUUAAAGAUAGAUAAACAUAGUCUGUGUGUGCUUCAGAAUAAAUGCGUGACAUGCUGUUCUGUGCACGUGCGGGCUCAUGGGCUCGUGUUUUUAGCACUUUUAGAGCAGUUCACUUGCAUUGUUAAAGAGCAUUCGCACAAUUUCAAACAUUAGUUACCGCUACAAGUUAUAAUAAAAAUCUACAAACAUGACACAUUAAAACAGAAAAGGAGUAGAUGACAGUUUCACCAGAUGUGGACCAUUGUAAACUACACACUGCACUUUCAGUGUCAAAAUAAAAGCUCCAGCUGAAGGUGAAGUUAAUAGGAUAGAAAUAUAUUACUUUUAUAUAAAAACAAAUCUAAUCCUCAAAUUAAUAAUGAAGUAUUAUAUUUCAAUAAUUAAGUGAAUAAGUGAAGUAGCUUUUGCACACCUUGUUCAUUAACAAAAAAUUGUUUUAAUAAAAAUAUUUGAAGGUUAAUAAUGCUUUUUAUUAAUUUAAUAUGUAUAAUUUUAUAUAAAAUAUAAAUAAAAAAAGCUUAAAUCUCAAAGUUAAAUCUCAUUCUUCCUUGUGUUCAUUUAGUGAAAAACUGUGGGAAACAUGCCUUCAUUAUUUUUAAAUAGAUUUUAUUCAAUGCCUUAAAAAAAUGUAAUCUACUUGGCUACAAUAUCUGUUUGAAUGAAAUGAUGGUUCCUCUGAUUUAAAAAACAACACUGAGCCAGUUCAGAGUAAAUGCAUAAUUAGUGACAUAUACUGUAUACGGUAUAUUGAAAAUCGUCAAUAGGCUAGAAAAUAUGGAGAUAAGAUAUUUGUAGCCAUUUCGCCCAGCCCUAUUUCACAAUACUUCAUAACAGUUUUAAGAUGCAAAAUAAAGAUUAAAAGCAGACUGUAGAGCGGAGGAGGGCGGGGCCGGGCUGGAUCAACGCAUGCCUGGUCCCCAAUCAGCCUGAUGGGGGCGCUUGAGGGAUAAAGUGACAAGAGAGAGAGAGAGAGAGAGAGAGAGUCAUUCUCUCUAUCUCUAAAGCUGUCGUCCCAUCUGCCGACACGUCAUCCCUGCCUUGCUCGACCUGGGAGGAGACAGGAGGGCAAAAACAACAACAAAAACUAAACAGGCGAGGGAAAGGCCAACACGGAGCGACUGAGAGAGAGCGAGAGAGAGAGGAGAGAGAGAAAAAAAAACCUCACUCACCAGUUCACUGAU